GCUGUGUUCAGAAAAUAGCGUCCGUCCCAGUAAAAGCGCGUCAUGUCCGACUCAGGACACAGUCAGCCCAAUGUGUUUAUCCCUGGCCGCAACCGAAGGCGACGCUGGAUGGACCAAGGACCGGCGGGAAACCUGAACCUGUCAGAGCCGGGACGAGAGAAAGACUCGGUUCUCCGGGACAGAGAUCAGGAAAGAUGGGAGGGGAAUGAUGAAGGCUGUGGCUACACAAUUCAGAAAACGCCUAUUAUCCUCGCCAAGCCAGCCUCCGACAGGGCAAAGGCAGCAACCCCUGCGGCACCGGCUCCUAUAGAAAAGCCCAUUGUCCUGAUGAAGGCCAGGGAAGAAGGAAAACCAACAGCCCCUGCAGAGGGCGCCGCCGUUCCCCCUGCUGCUGCAGUAGCCAAGGUAGAGAAAGAAGGACAGCGACCCACCCAACCAGUGUAUCAAAUACAGAACCGGGGCAUGGGAGCUGCAGCAAGUGCCGGUGGCAGUGUGGAUCCUGUUGUUGGUCAGGCCAAACUGCUGCCUCCUCAGAAGAUGAAACACAGCAUCAAACUGGUGGAUGAAUACAUGAACUGGUGUGACAGCGCUAUUGAGUUCCUCCUGGACCAGACGGAUGUGCUUGUAGUUGGGGUGCUAGGAUUACAAGGCACAGGAAAGUCCACCCUGAUGUCCCUGUUAUCAGCAAACUCUCCGGAUGAUGAUCAAAGGUCUUACGUGUUCCGGAUGCAGAGCCAGGAGGUGAGGGAAAGAGCUGGGAACCAGACUAGCGGCAUUGAUUUCUUCAUUAGCCAGGAGAGAAUCAUCUUCCUUGAUACCCAGCCUAUUCUCAGCCCAGCAAUACUGGAUCAUUUGAUCAAUAAUGACCGAAAACUGCCCCCAGAAUACAAUCUCCCCCACACCUACGUUGAGAUGCAGUCUCUACAAAUUGCUGCCUUUUUGUUCACAGUUUGUCAUGUUGUCAUCGUUGUACAGGAUUGGUUCACAGACUUCAAUUUAUACCGCUUUCUUCAGACAGCCGAAAUGCUGAAGCCAUCGACUCCCUCUCCCAGUCAUGAGUCAAGUGGCUCCUCUGGCUCAGAUGAAGGCAUUGAGUAUUAUCCACACAUAGUUUUUGUGCAGAAUAAAUCCAAGAGAGAGGAUUUCUGCCCCCGCACUUUGAAGCAGAUGCACACGGUUAUGGAUAAACUAAUGCUCCAUUCACACCUGAGAUACAAAGGCACCCUUUCCAUGCUGGACUGCAACAUCUUCCCAGGUCUGCCCUAUGACUUUGUCGAGUCAGAAGUGAACUUAUUCCUCAUCCCAACCAUGGAGAGUGACGCUGAUGAGACCAUAUCCAGGGCAGGCACCAGUGGAAUCCCCCUGUUCUCCCUCCUGCCGGCAUACAAGGGGCACCCCAGCUUCCAUUCCCUCGUCAGCAGACUGCGCAGCCAGAUCAUGUCCAUGUCACGCCCUCAACUCUCUCACACCAUCCUGACCGAAAAGAACUGGUUCCACUAUGCUGCCCGGAUUUGGGAUGGUGUAAAGAAGUCAUCAGCACUUUCAGAGUACAGCAGGUUACUGGGCUAAUGUCCCGCUUUUAAGAAUGGCUAAUAAAAUGGUCGGCUGCUGGUUGAGGGAAGACUGGCCAAGCUAAAAAGGGGCACAAUAUGAAGGCUCAUCGAUUUCCUUGGCAUUCAUGUUGUGCAAGGCGAUGGGACCAGGAACGAUCCUGAAGGAGAGAAUGUUUGAUAUGUCGCUGAUGAAACAAAUGGUUGUUCCUGUUUUGGAGAAGAGCUGUAUGAGUCUUUAAAGGGAUACUGUCGUGGAAAAA
Molecule: messenger RNA, 1813 nt
Organism: Xenopus laevis (African clawed frog)
Lineage: Eukaryota; Metazoa; Chordata; Amphibia; Anura; Pipidae
Gene: smg9.S
Product: SMG9 nonsense mediated mRNA decay factor S homeolog
Biological process (GO): nuclear-transcribed mRNA catabolic process, nonsense-mediated decay
Source: RefSeq, marked provisional